GAAAAGGUCUGUUAGAAUAUGCUGAGGUAUGCUUAUUGCUAUUAACCCUGCUAUUUCCCUCAUGCACCAGUUAAAAACUCCUUAGAAGCGGACAAAGCCCACCACUAAACGCAGCAGAGGGCCCCACAGGGCCAACGCUCCAGUAAGUGCACCACCUGGUUAAAGAGCUAAGGUUCUGCCUUACUGUUUGAAAUUGCUGACUGCUUGCUGCCGUGCUUGGUGCUGAUGCUGCAAUGCAUCACAUCCACUCCCCCCACCCCCAGCCUUCCAACAUCUUCUGGUCCUCCUGCACAACAUCACCAUCCCUAUGUGUUCUGCUGCAGUGCUUCCCGCAGCAAAGCCUGGAAGCCAGCCGGCAAAACAAGCCCGGGAAAACGGCUGCAGAUAACCGCAACCACAGGUAAACAGGAAAAAUCUGACCGAGGACUAAAAGCAAAAUACGAAACGGUGAAGUCCUGCAAAUAAGUGAUUUAAAAAAAUCCCGCCAAAGAUAAGCUGAAUUGCAUGAUUUAAUAAAUUCCCUAUGCAAGUCAGGGUCUGCAGUCCUUUGCAUCCAGACUCUUUAAGUUGUAGUUGUGGAGUUUAUUACUGACAUUUUUUUUUCGGAAAAUAUCAGGCAACCAAAUAAGAGGAUCGCUAGAAAUAACUUGCCGCAACUUGUGUGUAUUGAUAUUUAAUCAUUUGUUUGUGCUAGAAUGAAAGGAUUAUUAGGGUUUCCUCAGUAAAGAGACCGCGGUUCUAUGUUGCGCUUCUUUAAACACUGCGUUUCAAGCCUCAGGGGAAAAAAGAGAUUGCCAAGCACUUUAGCAUUCACUACAUAUAUCUAAACUACUAAACUGCAGACGUAAACUAGAUAGAUUGAAACCAAGGCUGCCGUCUACCUAUGGAGUACUUUCUGGAUUUCAUGCUGACUGGGGAAAGAGGAAGUCCUCACUGGCAUUACCCUUAAGUCAAUAUCGAACCCAAUGGUGUGCGAGCGUAUGUGUGGUGACCUUGCUCUCUGCCGGACCUGCCCAUGUUUCCUUUGAUGUCCAUUCAGAUACAGGACAAGGAGUGCACAGAAUUCAACUACUCUAAACAAACGAAAACAUUUACAGGUGAUACGAACUUCAUCUGUUCUGAAGUGGUUCAUAUUUGGAAUCAUCUUCUGUCAGUACCCAAAGACUGGACCAUGUCAAGCUGCCAUGUUGAUGUGUAGACCUACAGGAGGACUUCGAGCACAUUUUGACGCUUACCUCCGUUACUUAAGUUCCGUUAACACAACCUGCAUUUGAAUGUGUUUCUGUUCAACAGAUGUAACAGAGGACGACCUCUCUUAAUAUAGGUAGUACGAACUACCGUUUACACUGAAGUGUUGCUUCUCAUAUUGCUACAUGGUGUCUUUUAAAGUGCUCCCUCCACAGAUACACUCUUAAAACAGUGUUAAAACAUUGUCUUUCUGUCCUUUCCUUGGAGGACUAAACAGACCAGCUGAGCACCAAGAAAUUCUAGACUGUACAUUCCUUCAUCUCCUUAACUUAGUUGAUGUUAGCUAGGCUAAUCUAAAAAUAACCCUUCUUGAAGGACUUGCAAGGAAAACCAGAUGAAUCUUAGCUGACACUCAGUGAACACAUAUUUUUACGAAAGCAUAUAGACCAGAAGAUCUACAAUAAAUAAUAACAAGGUAGGCCAAAGCAGUGCCUGCUUAACUUUAAUGGGAGCUAGAAAGCCUGAAGAACUGAGCUGCUAAUACAGCUGAAGCAGCAGUGAACUUCUGAAACCAGUACUUUGAACUUUAUUUCUGGAGGUUAUUAACUUGAAAAUGACACUUUUAACAAAUACAAUUCACUGUGCAUUGAUCACCUUGACACUGGUGUCUUGUUCCUGGGCUGCCUGUGUGGAAGUGGACUCUCUCUCUGAAGCAGUUUAUCAACAAACGUUCAAGCUUCUUUGUAUUUCAUGUAAAAAGAGAGGAGAGACAAUAGCCACAGCAUAUGCAGAAUGGUACUUCAAACAGAAAGGCACUGACGAAUUUGUACAGAUAUUCCGCUAUGACAGCAAAGUUGCUUCUGUUACAGAUGAAAGGUUUGAUGGUGUGCUGGUUUGGAAUGGAACCAAAGGUACUGAUGACCUACAGGAUGUUUCAAUUUUUAUAACAAAUGUCACAUUUCAACACGCAGGCCAGUACAAGUGCUAUGUGGAAAGGACACUCAUAUUCCCAAACCAUGAUUACAUUACCAACAUUACAAAGUUUGUCACCCUAACAGUCGUGAAAGAAGCAAACCGGGAUUUGGCUUCCAUUAUUUCUGAGGUCAUGAUGUAUGUUUUAAUUGUGGUCCUCACCAUUUGGCUUGUGGCUGAAAUGCUUUAUUGCUAUAAGAAAAUAGCUGCAGCUGGAGAAGAAGCAUUACAAGAAAAUGCGUCAGACUAUUUAGCCAUUGCAUCUGAGAGUAAAGAGAACUGUGCAGGUGUCCAGGUGGCAGAAUAGUGAACGGGCUGCACAGAGGAAGUGGAAUAAUAUUCGUACACAAGGUUACAAAAAGGGAAAAAAGGAAUGAACAGAGGCUUAUCAUUAGGAAGAAACCCUGGGAUGAUGUAACCAUGGCUGCUGUAAAGUCAUUUUUCAACCUCAUAUGCACAAAGAUUGUCACCUUCAGAGAAUGUUUUUUUGGACUUUUCUUCAACAAAGCAUGUUUUUAAGAAAACUAAAAAAAGAACUAACAAUGUGCUGUAUGUCUUCCUUAUGUAGGCUUCAAGUGACUGACUCCAUUGCAUGGUGGAGAGGAAUACAGCUCACAGCCUUAUGGCAGACUACAUCUCCACUGCAGAGAUUUUCUUUUAAUUAUAGGUUGUUUGCUCAAAAAAUAGCAAAACAAUUGCUUGCAAAAAAUAUCACCAAUAAUUUUCUUCUUAUCCUUAGGACUUUUUUUCAAUUUUAUUAUUUAACUCUCAGUUUUUCAAAUGGCAUUUGAAGUGCUUAACUUACUUUUCUGUACUGUAACGGUUAUGUUGGCUUGCUGUAUGGCAUAUAUGGUGGGUUAAGGUGAAGAGGAAUGACUGAGCUAUACACAGUAGAUCUGGGUACAAUUCCCUCAGCAUCCACUUGCAUACUGUGCAACUCUGAGGUAGUUAACCAAAAUUGCACAUGAAAACUUUACAGUAGUGGAUUUCCCAUUUAAGAAAGUUAUAAUAAAUCAAGGCAGCUCACUGAAGACAUCCUUAAGAAGUAGGAUUGGGGAGUGCAGGCAUAGACACAGGAAGGAGUUCCUCUUCAAAAAUCAGUGAUUGCUUUCUGAGAAGCCGACCAAGCAUCAUCAUUAUUCCGUGAUGGUGAUUUCAGUUUAGGAACCAAUAUGGCACUGUGCAGUUUUAUCUGUAUGCGUUAGGGACAGACCAGCAUGCCAGCAUUUUUACACUAGCUGUUGGGACCUUUGGACAGUCAAUGAAUGGUGCUAGUAGUCCACAAUACCUCAUCCCCACCCCACCUCAAAAAAAUCAAAGAGAACUCAGAAUAAACUCAUGUGAUACACCAAGAGUUUUUUUUUAAUCCAAGUUUUUUCUACCCAUUAAUAGCAUACAUGCAUACACAUACGCAAACACACACAUACAUUAUUGGCCUGUUCUUCAAAAAAUUUGUGGUUUUCUGGAAAAUAAUUAAAGAUUUAAGUGAGUAAAUAAUGAUAUACUUUUGAUUUUCAGAUUUCAUAUCUUCCAGAAAAUGCAUGUUAAUGCACAACAUGUUAUUCUAUUACCUCUCUAGGUUCAUAAGACAAUAUUUAGAAGUUGUCCCUGAUUUUGGGACUUAGCUGCCCCCCCAACACACACACACACACACACACACACACACACACACACACACACACACACACACACACACACACAUAUUAGUAUUCGUAAGUAAAUGCACAGACUGUAAUUUUCUGUCAGUUUAUCUUCAUGUCAGUAUAUGUGGGUUUAAUAAGAAGGUUUUAAAAGAAGGUUCCCUGGUUCUUCUCAGUGAAACAUCUUCUGUGCCAGAUGCAACUCUUAGUACUUUGUUGAAAACAAGCAUAUCAUUUUUUGUCACUGCACUAUUAGAUGCUUGAUAAACAUUGGUAAAAUUAGUCCUAAAAUUAAAAACACUGCAGCACUAUUUGUGGAAUGUUUAUAUAUUUUUUCCUUGCAAAAAUAUCAGAGUAAUAGCAGCAGCACUAUUUAUGGAAAGUUUAUACAUUAUCUAACAAACAUAUCAGUUUCACCCCCCCCCCUUUUUUUUUGUCUUUGCUUUAAGAAUUAAGUUUUGGAUUCAUACAUUUUUUACCUGUAUCAUUCUUCCAUCACGUAUGUCAUAAAAAGACAAAAUAAACAUGUUGGUAUAUA
Messenger RNA from Protopterus annectens (West African lungfish), 4338 nucleotides. RefSeq names its product sodium voltage-gated channel beta subunit 1 (gene SCN1B). The transcript is spliced from 6 exons. The record is from RefSeq and is a predicted model, not a curated record. Gene Ontology annotation, biological process: cardiac muscle cell action potential involved in contraction; sodium ion transport; regulation of heart rate by cardiac conduction. Gene Ontology annotation, molecular function: sodium channel regulator activity. Lineage: Eukaryota; Metazoa; Chordata; Ceratodontiformes; Protopteridae. Gene Ontology annotation, cellular component: voltage-gated sodium channel complex. The coding region runs from base 1802 to 2467 and encodes 221 amino acids.